AUGGCCCCACUGCGCGACAAUCUCACCGUCGGCACGCGCGUCAUCGUCGCACAGGACGCAGACCUGCGCGGAGAGAUCUCGGUAGGCAGUGGCACUGUCAUCCACCCCAAGGCAACCAUCCUCGCACUGCAAGGUGCCAUCUCGAUCGGCUCGAACUGCAUCAUCGAAGAGACGGCCGUGAUUGUCAACCGCAGAUCGGCACCCAUCAAGAUUGGCGACAACAACCUGUUCGAGGUGGGCUGUCGCAUCGAGGCGGCAUCCAUUGGAUCGUAUAAUGUGUUUGAGGUGAGGAGCAAGGUGGCAUCGAAUGUGGCGAUCGGAUCGCACAGUGUUGUAGGAGCCGGGUGCACUGUGUUGCCCAAGCCGAUAGCCGAUGGUCAGCUGGCUGGCAUCUUUGAUGACGAUGAGAAGGAGGAGAGGGACGAUCAGCAAGAAGGAGAAGCGAAGGAAGGAGAGGGUGCAUCGACAGAGAGUGGUUCAAUUAGAGCAAGAGGGGAAGAAGUGUUUGAAGAGCUUCCAGAUCAAACGGUAGUUUUCGGUGCAGACAACAAGAGGCGACUCUGGAGCGGUGAGGGUGCACAGCAGCAAGCGGCUCUACACGCAAAGCACCUCGAAUAUCUUCGCGAUGCUAUUCCGCGCGUGCACAAGCUCAAGAUCAUCCAGGGAGUGCGAGCUCCUCCCGCAACAGCAGCUGCUCCUGCGAGUGGCAGUGCGGCAAGCACGGUGUAA
Molecule: messenger RNA, 729 nt
Organism: Sporisorium graminicola
Lineage: Eukaryota; Fungi; Basidiomycota; Ustilaginomycetes; Ustilaginales; Ustilaginaceae
Exons: 2
Coding region: 1-729 (242 amino acids)
Biological process (GO): mitotic spindle organization
Cellular component (GO): dynactin complex
Molecular function (GO): dynein complex binding
Source: RefSeq, a predicted model, not a curated record